Molecule: messenger RNA, 839 nt
Organism: Aricia agestis (brown argus)
Lineage: Eukaryota; Metazoa; Arthropoda; Insecta; Lepidoptera; Lycaenidae
Exons: 3
Coding region: 70-348 (92 amino acids)
Source: RefSeq, a predicted model, not a curated record
AACCACAACACAAUAAUAUGAGCACACGCGCUGUAUCAGUACUGUUCAGCUAGCCGACUUGUGCACAUCAUGAGGACUUUGUUACUAUUGGCGCUGGGGGCGGUUCUGCUGGCGGCUGCAGCGUCAUCGCCCGUGGGCCCGUUCGCCGACGUCACCAGUCGCGUCUACCGCAGCCAAGGCAAGACGCAGGCCAACAACGUUAAAGGUCGGGACUUCCCUCCCCCUCCCCCUCCCGCCGCGCUGAACCUGCGGAAGGGGGAGUACAUGUGCGGUGACCGCGUGUGCCGCCUCCAGCCCGGCCAGGUGCCAGAGGGCUGCAACGGCAUGUGCCAGUACAGACUGAGAUGAUCAUGAUGAUGAUGCUGCUAAGAUGGUGAUGUCAGUGAAGUUGAAGCAGAUGCCGGAGCUACGUAUAUUGAGCUGGUUAUGACAACAUCAGCCAGAUCUGCAGACUUUGCAUGGCCACAGUAAAAACGCUGCCAGUUUUUACCGACAAACUGGCAGACCUCCUUUGUUAUUUCAUCACUUUGUCUACUUUACCGUAAAAAUAAACCUUUCUAUGGUGGCCAUGCUAGGACUACAGUUGACUUGACGUUACCCGACCAAAUGACGUGGUCUCGACAUCUGCCUAUGAAUGCAUUUGCACUGACAACUCGCAGCCACUCGCAGCAUUGUGAACGCGAUAUACAUAGAACCAAGUAGCUUUUAAUUUAAGUGAUUUGUAAUAAUAGGUUUUUACUUUUUAUUUUUAACAUAGUCAUAUAGAGAAAGUAUACCUCAAGUUAGCUUAAAUAUGUAUAAUUUAUGGAUUUAAUAAAAUGAUUAAAACGUAAGUACGU